AUGGCCACGUCGGUAGCACCCCCCGAAGACCAGAGCCGGCUCCUGGAGGAGGCAUUGGGGGUGGUGCGCCAACAGUCGGCUAUGAUGCGAAAAUGCCUCGAAACCCCGGGCAAACUCAUGGAUGCGCUUAAAUGCGGAUCAACGUUGGUCUCCGAGCUCCGAACGCCAAGUUUAGGUCCCAAGCAAUACUACGAACUUUACAUGGCCGUCUUCGAUGCCUUGCGACAUCUCUCUGUGUACCUCAAAGAGAACCACCCCGUUAACCAUCUCGCCGAUCUCUACGAAUUAGUUCAGUAUGCAGGCAACAUAAUCCCGCGCCUCUACCUCAUGAUCACUGUCGGCACUGUCUACAUGUCCGUAGAGGAUGCGCCGGUCAAGGAAAUCAUGAAGGAUAUGAUGGAGAUGAGCCGAGGUGUACAGCAUCCGACCCGUGGACUGUUUCUCAGAUACUACCUUUCUGGCCAAGCGAGGGACUACCUGCCCUCUGGCACCGGGGACGGCCCCGAGGGGAACAUUCAGGACUCGAUCAAUUUCAUUCUAACCAAUUUUGUCGAGAUGAACAAGCUCUGGGUGAGGCUUCAGCAUCAGGGUCCGUCACGGGAACGGGAGAAGCGCAUGCAGGAGCGCCGGGAACUGGAGCUUCUAGUGGGAAGUAAUGUUGUUCGCCUCAGUCAAUUGGUGGACCUGGAGACGUAUAAGUCUGGGAUUCUGCAAGCGCUCUUAGAACAGGUCGUUCAGUGCCGGGAUGUACUGGCACAGGAGUAUCUUCUUGAAGUUAUUACCAAAGUGUUUCCGGACGAGUUUCACCUUCAUACCCUCGAUCUAUUGCUCUCCGCUAUUUCCCGCCUCAAUCCCCAUGUGGACCUUAAGAAGAUUGUUAUAGGGCUGAUGGACCGCUUGUCAUCUUACGCAGCGCGCGAGGCAGAGACAUCUACCGAUCCAGAUACCAAGAAACAGAGAGAAGAAGACGCAGUGACGAAGCUUCUUGAAAACCUCAAAGUCUCUGAAGAGGCGAAGGAUAAGUCAAAGGAAGAUGGGGAGACAACGACUGCUCAGGAGAAUGGCAUCGAAAAGACAACAAAUGAGACGCCGGAGACGACCAAACCUGCCGAGGAAGAGCCUGCGGCGAAUGGGGAUGGCGAAGACGAGAAGCCCACUGCCCCUCAAGACGUCAAGCUCUAUAACAUCUUCUAUGAACAAGUAGUCAACCUGAUCAAGUCCCGUGGUUUACCAAUACCAGACACUAUGGCAUUACUGGUUUCGCUGGUCAACCUUGCGCUCAACACCUACCCUGAGCAUUUGGAAUAUGUCGACCAAGUACUUCAGUUUGCUACCAAGGAGACUGCCGAGUAUACCGACCACGCAGAUUUGCACGCAGCACCAACACAAGAGAACCUUCUUCACCUGCUCAUCGCCCCGCUUCGCUCAUAUGUCUCGAUUUUCACGGCUUUAGCUCUGCCCCACUACCUCCCACUCCUAACCUCUCAGUCCUAUCCCACUCGACGCUCUGUUGCAGGGGAGAUUGCCCGAAGUUUACUCAAGAAUCAUACCUUGAUCACGUCGACAGAAAACCUAGACCGGGUACUACAAGCUUUGCGAGUCUUGAUCAAAGAAGGAGCGCAGCAAGGUGGGGGUUAUCCUGGGUUGCAAAACCAGCGACGAGGCGAAACAGACGAAGCGGUCGAAGAACAAGGUUGGCUGGCGAGGAUAGUUCAUCUCCUACAAGCCUCGGAGAAUGACACCCAACUCAAGCUGCUACAAGCCGUUCGAAAAGCCUACCUGGACGGCAAUGAAAGGAUUCGAUACACCUUCCCCGCCAUUGUCAGCUCUUCAAUCCGUCUGGCUCGGAAGCUCAAAUCUCGUGAGCAUUACGAUGACAACUGGCAAACACAAUCAUCAGCACUAUAUCGAUUUAUGCAUCAAUGCGUUAACAACUUAUAUCAGCGCGUAAACCCUGGUUGCGCGGAUCUAUCACUACGGUUGUUCAUCAUGUGCGGCGAGGUUGCCGAUCAGACCGGAUUCGAAGAGUUCAGCUACGAGUUCUUUGCUCAAGCCUUUACCAUUUAUGAAGAUUCAAUAAGUGACUCCCGAGCCCAGUUUCAAGCCGUCUGUAUCAUCGCCGGGGCCCUCCACGGCACCCGAGGCUUCUCCAAGGAGAAUUACGAUACUCUAAUCACCAAGGCCGCCUUACACGGAAGCAAACUCCUCAAGAAACCUGAUCAAUGUCGUGCAGUCUAUCUAGCUAGCCACUUAUGGUGGGUGAUUGAAAACCCUCACCGCGGCGAAGAGGACCCCAAGAAUCUCUACCGAGACGGCAAACGCGUCCUCGAAUGCCUCCAGCGUGCGCUUCGUGUAGCGGAUGCCUGCAUGGACACCGCUGUUUCCGUCGAGCUCUUCGUCGAAAUACUCAAUCGUUAUGUGUACUAUUUCGAUCAGCAGAACGAGACCGUCACGACGAAGUACUUGAAUGGCCUUAUCGAACUCAUCCACUCAAAUCUCCAGACAGAUCAAGAUGAACCAAAUCCCGCCCUUGAGAACCCAAGGAGGCAUUUCCAGCGGACACUAGAGUAUAUUCGCUCCAGGGAGUUUGAGGGGGUUAUCACGGAUCCGAGAUCCUAG
Messenger RNA from Aspergillus calidoustus, 2619 nucleotides. The record is from the annotation of a GenBank genome assembly. NCBI's taxonomy places the organism in Eukaryota, Fungi, Ascomycota, Eurotiomycetes, Eurotiales, Aspergillaceae.